This is a messenger RNA of Durio zibethinus, 2811 nucleotides long. The record is from RefSeq and is a predicted model, not a curated record. NCBI's taxonomy places the organism in Eukaryota, Viridiplantae, Streptophyta, Magnoliopsida, Malvales, Malvaceae.
ACAAUUCUCCUUUUUUUUUUUUUUUUUGCGUUUCGAAUGCUUAAUCUUUUCUAAAAUCCCGUCCAGUUUCACAGUAGCUGUUUUUUUAUGAACUUUCUUAUGAAUCUGUUAAUAUCUAGACCGUUUGGCUGCCGUGAAAUUCAAAACAUUAGUGAAAAUUUACUUUAAAAAGUUAUUUUCCUUUGUUUUAUGUUUUGAACGAAGAGGCGUGAAUUUCUAUAAAACCUUAAUCGAGUUGAAUCCAAUACGUUUCUCUUUCUUGAGCUGAAAGUGAAAAGUUCAGUUUUUUCUUUUUUUGAAUCAUGAAGGAGGAAAUCGGAAUUGUGGAUAAAUAUUGGAGCUCUCCAAGUUUUAUCGUUUCAUAAUUUAAGAUGGUGGAUCACCAUGAUUUUGUUGUAAACUUGUCUGGUCUGCACUGAUUUAUCUUCUUUUGCUACAACUGAUUGGCUAAAUUUUGGGUUAAAUCACUUUUUAAGUAAAUGGAUCGCUGUGACACUUCAGGGUUUGUUAGUGGGGGUGGCAUUUACUCACUCAACGACAUCUAACCCUAGUUUUGUGGCUAAUUGUCUUCACCUGGAAGUCAGGUUGACUGCUUUAUUGCAAUUGAGAUUUGGUCUGUAUUUAAUUAUUUGGUUUCAGCUAUUAGUAAAUGGACAGCAGGUUCUCAAACUUGGGGUUUUCUGCUAAUUAUUCUUUGAAUGCAUUCAAUAUUUUGGGUAGUUCAAUGCAAGUUGGGGGAACUGGGUUUCCACAUAAUGCGGAUACUGUUCUACGUCUUGAUUACCCUGGCUCUGCAAUCCCUCACAUGUCAAUAUCAAAAGGAGUAAAGCGGAAGUGGAAUUUGAUGGAUGGAUCCAUCAGUGAGCUAGUUGGGUCGACAUUGUGUCUUGGACUAGGCCGCUCCUCAAGUUCCUCAGACAGCAAGGGGAGUUUAACAACUGCUUGUACUACAACAUCUUCAUCCAAAGAAGCUGAUGAAGAGUCCUCAAUGGAUAUUGAAUUGGACUUUACCCUCCAACUUGGAAAUGAAAAGGCAAUCAACCCCAAGAAAUCUGCUAGUGCAAAUUUUCUGAAGGGACUGGAAUUGCAACCAGAAGUUGACCUGGAGUUGAGUCUCUCCACUGGGCCUUCUGAAUCUGAUAUCACUAGUGACCAUCUUAACUCUUCUCCUAUUCAGUCAGGUACUGAGAUGCCAAUAGCAGUUGAUGGGGCAGAUGAAGGAUCUACUUCCUGUCGCUGGAAACCUGGGAUGGCUUUGCCACCAUUGCAGAGUUUACCAGCUAAAGAGACUAGCAUCUUCCUCAAGGGAGUUAGAAGAAGCAUUGAUCUUUCUCCCAUUUUUCCAAACCUUUCUUCAAGCGUGAUUACUACACCCAAAAGCUCAGUCACCUGCACGUCUGGGAUAACACGGCAACAACAGCCACAACACCGCAGCUCUUGUUCAAAGAUAUGUCAGGUUGAAGGAUGUGGAAAAGGGGCCAGAGGUGCUUCUGGCCGUUGUAUAUCUCAUGGUGGUGGCAGGAGGUGUCAAAAACCUGGCUGCCAUAAGGGGGCAGAGGGCCGCACUGUGUAUUGCAAGGCCCAUGGUGGCGGUCGGCGAUGUGAAUUUCUUGGUUGCACAAAGAGUGCAGAAGGUCAUACUGAUUUCUGUAUUGCCCACGGUGGUGGUCGUAGAUGUGGUCAUGAUGGUUGCACUCGAGCUGCCAGAGGGAAAUCUGGAUUAUGUAUACGUCAUGGUGGUGGGAAGAGAUGUCAAAAAGAAAAUUGCGCAAGGAGUGCUGAAGGCCUCUCAGGACUCUGCAUCUCACAUGGAGGUGGCCGUAGAUGCCAAUUUAUAGGAUGCACGAAAGGGGCACAAGGGAGCACAAUGUUCUGCAAGGCACAUGGUGGUGGAAAACGAUGCACAUAUCCAGGGUGUACCAAGGGUGCUGAAGGUAGUACCCCUUUCUGUAAGGGUCAUGGAGGGGGGAAAAGAUGUGCAUUCCAAGGUGGUGGCAUUUGUACAAAGAGUGUUCAUGGAGGAACCAACUUUUGCGUAGCACAUGGUGGAGGUAAGAGGUGUGCUGUGCCUGCAUGCACCAAGAGUGCAAGGGGCCGUACUGAUUAUUGUGUUCGUCAUGGUGGGGGCAAGAGAUGCAAGUUUGAAGGGUGUGGCAAAAGUGCACAAGGUAGCACUGAUUUCUGCAAGGCACAUGGUGGAGGGAAGAGAUGCUCGUGGGGCCAUCCUGGGUCAGAAGACGGCAGCCAGCCUUCUGGUUCUUGUAACUCUUUUGCAAGGGGCAAGACAGGUCUCUGUGCACUCCACAGCGGCCUUGUUCAGGAUAAGAGGGUUCAUGGGGGUGCAACACUUGGGCCUACUGUCCAAGACCCUAAACUUUGCAAGUCUGAGAAGAUGAAAGAGAUUGUUACUUCUGAGGACAUGAAUGUUGACAUCAUGAAAUUGGGGAGUGGCAUUGAAGCUUUGGCCGGCAGAACUUGUUCUGGUUUAAAUCAAUAUGGAAUUCCAAAUGCUCGUAAUUCUGUUGGGGAAGGAGGCUUCUCUGUUUUUGUUCCUGAAGGUAGGGUGCAUGGUGGGAGUUUGAUGGGAAUGCUAGUAGGUGGUUCUGGUCUUGGCUCGGGCAAUAGUGAGGGGUUGGCUGGUGAUCCAUCAGAGCCAAGUAAAUAUUUUAUGGAGCCUCAGAGCUGGAUGUAAGUUUAUUUCACAGCUAUUGGGAAGUUGGCCCAGUUUCCUUCUUGUUUGUGUCCUUUGGUUCUAGUUUGUUACUCCUCAAAGUGUUAGAAAGCUGUCGUCAUUUAUUCGUCUAGAUGGUG